ACGGCCCAAACAAAACUGGGAAACGCCGCGAUGGCAACGCAUUUCAGCUCCGGGCAGUAUGAAGAUGCGUACAAUCCCCGGAAUUUGCAAAGCUGGAGUCUUCCCAAAGUCACUAAGGCGCAUCCUUCUGCCCGGGAAGGUUUUACCCAAUUUGUAGCCAAUGACAGAGGUCACUUGCUACCUUCGAUCCCACGCUCUAAGGCCUCCCCUUGGGGUACUUAUUUGAGCACCUGGGAUAUGCCACUGAAAAUCCCACCAGCCAAAGUCACUUUCACUUCCCGUUCUGUUGACGCAGCUGCCCGGCUCUCCCAAUGGAUGAAUAAAUCAGUAGCCUUGAGCCACGCGUGCAACGGACUGUGCCCGGAGAUCUUUGGCAAGCCCUCCGUGCCCGUGACAAAGGAGGGCGUUUCCAAACCCAGCCGGCCUGCCAGCAAACAGUCCGAGCAUCCCGUCUCAACAGGGAAGAUGCCGGCUCGAGACGUGGUCCGGUCCCGAGGAGCCGCCACCCCCAGUGGCCCUCUCUCCCGCCAGCCUGGCAGCAUCGACCUCCGGAUGAAAGACAAUGGGGGGCCAGAUGCCCAGGAGGCCCCCGAGCUGGGGCCCAAGUCCCCGAAGGAGAAACCCGGCGACAAAGUCCCGCUCUCCCGCCAACCGGGCUGCAUGGACGUGCGUCUGAAGGAUGCCAGCCCCCAGCUGCCCACGCCGAGCCGCCCCAGCUCACGGGAGCCCACCCCCCGGAGGACGAUCUCCGCAGAGGCCCCUCCAUCUGGUCGACCCAGGUCCCGGGAAGGAAGAUCCAAGGGCAGUGGCACACCUGAGCUGUUGACUCCCUGCCGUCCCGGCUCUUUGGAGGUCAACCCUCGGGGUGCCCGUUCGCCCGAAGCAGCGUUGCCCUCCGGCCGGCCACUCACGAAGAGCAGACAAGGGUUGGAGGUCCAGAAGACGGCGGCCGAGAGGAACGCAGCCAGACCCCUUUCCUCCACUUAAACCUUCGCGGAAGGCCAGAUUUAAAAAAAUAUAUACUACCAGUAGUUGAAAGAGAAAGCACCCCGUCUGUAAAGCCUUUCUCUCUGUUUCUCCCUCUUUGUUUUCGUUUGUCCCCACCUCCCCUGUUCCAAAAGUCUCUUAUCUACAUGCAUCCAACCUCUUGGCUAGAAGCCUCUUCUGCGGAGCCCAGAAAGGGCUGAACUUGCCCACCCGUGGCUUCCGUGCAUUGUUCACCUACUUGCAGCCCCGGGAAAUAGGAAGAUGGUUGGGGCCAGCCGUCCGUGGGACACCAACACGCUGCCACGGUCCGACGAAACCAAAAAUCGCAGGGGUGGCUGAACGACGGAAGGGGGCUGUUAACACCGAAGGGGUGUUUUCAUGAUAAUAAAUAAAGCUGAUCGGUCAUUGAA
Messenger RNA from Candoia aspera, 1397 nucleotides. It is a transcript of the gene CFAP126, whose product is annotated as cilia and flagella associated protein 126. Gene Ontology annotation, biological process: cilium organization. NCBI's taxonomy places the organism in Eukaryota, Metazoa, Chordata, Lepidosauria, Squamata, Candoiidae. The transcript has 5 exons. The record is from RefSeq and is a predicted model, not a curated record. Gene Ontology annotation, cellular component: ciliary basal body. The coding region runs from base 31 to 987 and encodes 318 amino acids.